Exophiala viscosa is the source of this 456-nucleotide messenger RNA. Its product is annotated as alkaline-phosphatase-like protein. NCBI's taxonomy places the organism in Eukaryota, Fungi, Ascomycota, Eurotiomycetes, Chaetothyriales, Herpotrichiellaceae. The coding region runs from base 1 to 456 and encodes 151 amino acids. Gene Ontology annotation, biological process: dephosphorylation. The record is from RefSeq and is a predicted model, not a curated record. The transcript has 4 exons. Gene Ontology annotation, molecular function: alkaline phosphatase activity.
AUGGUGCUGUCAUUGACUCUUUCUCGAAUGGAUUUACCAAAUGCACCUGGACCAAUUAGUCAGGGCCAGACGUACUUUUCGGUCUCAUUUCAAGGCAAGGAUUACUACGCCGAGUUUGCCAAAAAGAACUACACCAUAGUUCAGAACAACACUGCCCUCAGAAAUUUUCCAACUGGUCCAAAACGCUUGCCUGGUCUCAACGAGAUGACCGUCAAAGCUCUCGAAAUUCUUCACACUCGUCAUCAGCCAGAUGGUCUCUUCCUCAUGUCCGAAGUCGCCAGCAUUGACAAGCAAAUGCACACUCUCGCUUACGAUCGUGCAUUGGACCUCGAGUCCCUUGACGAGUUGGAUGACACCCUCGUUCUCGUCACCGUAGAUCACGGCCAUGGUUUUGACGUUAUGGGGAAUGUCAACACCCACUUUCUCCACGCCCAGAAGGAUGACCGUGACAAAUGA